Messenger RNA from Cordyceps fumosorosea ARSEF 2679, 1518 nucleotides. Its product is annotated as Histidine phosphatase superfamily, clade-2. The transcript is spliced from 2 exons. Bases 1 to 1518 code for a protein of 505 amino acids. Gene Ontology annotation, molecular function: phosphatase activity. NCBI's taxonomy places the organism in Eukaryota, Fungi, Ascomycota, Sordariomycetes, Hypocreales, Cordycipitaceae. Gene Ontology annotation, biological process: dephosphorylation. The record is from RefSeq and is a predicted model, not a curated record.
AUGUCUCUCGAACCUCGCCCCGCGUACACGGCUGACGAGCUCGCCCGCCUGUACCCCGCUCCCCUGCGCCUCCAGCAAGUCCAGGUGCUCAUGCGCCACGGCGAGCGCACCCCCGUCAGCAACCGCUUUGCCGCCCACCUGCCCGAGUUCUGGCCCUACUGCAGCCAGGCCGCGCACAUGAACUCUCUCGUCCUCGACCCGUCCUCCUCCGCCUGGACGCCGCUCGAGUGGUGCCGCCGUCUCGAGACCUUCUCCCCCGACUCACAGACCCCCGCCCUCGGCCGCGCGAACCCCCCGGGCACCGGCUCCGCCGACAACAUGUGCGAGCUCGGCCAGCUCACCGACAAGGGCCGCGCCACCACUACCGCGCUCGGCUUGCGCCUCCGCCGGCUAUACGUCGACCAGCUGGGCUUCCUCCCCGGGAAGUUGACGCCCGCCGUCGCCGACGCGCUAUAUCUGCGCUCAACGCCCAUGCCGCGCGCCCUCGAGUCCAUGCAGCAGGCCCUGCACGGGCUGUGGCCCUCCACCGCCGACGGCGCCGCGCGCGACCCGGACCUGCCACCGCUGACCAUCCACACCCGCCACUGGGCCGACGACACGCUGCUGCCCAACACGGCCAACUGCGCCCGCUUCCGCGCCAUGAUGCGCGCCUUCGGCCGGCGCGCCGCUGAGCGCUGGGACGACUCUCCGGAGAUGGACCGUGUCAACGCCAAGCUCCGCCGGUACAUGCCCGCCGAUCCGGCCCGCCCGGGUACCAACCUCCGCAUCGGCGUCGCCUCGCACCCCGCGUUGGUCGGCGUCAUGGACACCGUCGCCGCCACCGCCGCCCACGACGACCCGGCCACGCGCUUACCAAAGGACUUUUACGACCCGCAGGUGCGCGCCGAGGGCGUCCGCAUCGUCGUCGACGAGUGGUUCGCCGGAUUCCGCGAGAGCGCCGAGUACCGCACCCUCGGCAUCGGCGGCCUCCUCGCCGACGUGACCGAGCGCAUGGUCGGCGGCGUCGAGGGCGUCGCCCCGCACUCCAGCGCCGCGCCGCUCAAGCUCGGUCUGUCCGGCUGCCACGAUACCACACUCGCCGCUACUGUCACUGCCCUCGGCGCCGACGGGCUGGAUGGUAUGCAGUGGCCGCCCUUCACCAGCCACAUCGCCGUCGAGCUCUUCCGCGACGAGCGCGUCGUCCCUACCGCCGCCACCACCGGAAGCAGCUCCUCUUGGAUCCCCCGGAUGCUGGGCGGCGCGCGGCCGGUCGGUCGCCGCCCGACGUACGAGCUGACGAGUGCGGAAAAGGAGCGCCUGAGGGGGUACUUUGUGCGCGUGCGGUACAACGACGAGCCGCUGCGCAUCCCCGGAUGCCGGCCGGCGGGCAAGCACUACGAGGACGACGAGACGCUUUGCAGCUUGGCCGCGUUCAAAUCCAUCGUGGACCGCAUCACGCCGACCGACUGGAAGGCCCAAUGCGGCGCCAACAUGGACAAGCCGACCAUUCCCAGCAAGCCCGAGCCGGCUGGCUACUAA